This is a messenger RNA of Dentiscutata heterogama, 645 nucleotides long. The record is from the annotation of a GenBank genome assembly. NCBI's taxonomy places the organism in Eukaryota, Fungi, Glomeromycota, Glomeromycetes, Diversisporales, Gigasporaceae.
AUGGCUGUCAAAAAUAAAUCCGGAUCUUCAACUUCAAAUCCGACGAGUCUAAUAACGGGAACCACCGUUUUACCUAUUGCUCGCGUGAAACGUAUCAUUAAAGAAGAUGACGAAAUAACGAUGUGUUCUGCUGACGCGACAUUUGUAAUUGCCGUUGCAGCGGAACUUUUUGUAGGACAUUUUGCCAAACAAGGUUUAGAAAAAGCAAAUGCUGAAAGGCGAAAAAACAUUCAUUAUCGAGAUUUGGGUGUUGUUCCGCAGACUUGUAAAUUCGAAAAGGCUCUGAAAGCAUAUAAUGAUGCUAUGAAACAACAAGAAGCCACUAGGGCAUUUAACGAUGCUAAUAGUGAUGAUGAAUCGAGUGAUGAUAAUUGCGAAAAAAAUGGAGCUAAUAUUGGUCGUCAAAAUAAUGAUGAUCAAAGUAAUGAUGAUCUCGAUAUGAUUUCCGAAAGUGGCCAAGAUACGAGUGAAAGUAAUACUGAUGAUCUUGACUCAGUAGAAGAAAAUGGUGUUAAUAGUGAUGAUAGUGAAAAUGUCGAUAACAAUUCUCCAAUUCAUAAUGGCAAUAACAACGAAGGGAACGGGAUUUCAGACAGCGAACUCAGUGACGCUCCAACCUCGAGCAAUGAAAAUGGUUCGGCAUAG